GCAAAGUCCUGCAGCAACUAUACGGCUGUAAAAAGUUGUUGCGGGCUGGCUUUGCGCCCUUCUGGAAGCUUUUUCUCUCUGCAGGAGUCGUCUCCGCCAGCUGCAGCUGUGUGAAGGCCUGGUUGCUGCUUUUGCAGGCCUGGUCAGCCAUCGCUAUCACGCGCAAGGCUGCAAUGGCCGCCCUGCAGCAGCAGGCCGCGUCGCCCGAGGAGGCCCUCGUCGACAAGGUUUUAGGAGCGGAGCAGCCGACGGGCCGACUGUACCGCGGCCUGAUCACGGCGCUCCGGGACGACGCCGAGACCGCCGAGGGCCUGGCCGCCGCGCGCAAGAUUCUGAAAGCGCUCGCGGCGCGCGCGCCCGCGCUCGCCGAGGACCGCCACGCGCGCCUCUGGAGGGCGCUCUGCGACUCUAUCAGUCAGGGCGACGGCCUGCUCGCGGAGCGGGCCUUUUGCCUCAGAGAGGUCGUGAGCGCGAACGCCACCCGAGUCAAGGACGCGCUCGACGGCAUCGCUCGCGCCGCCGCGGCCGACGCCGACGAUGUAAUGAGGACGGGGCUCGCGCAAUGCCUCGCGGACGUCGUCGAGCGGUGCCCGCAGGGCCGCGCCGAGGUGACGUCAUCGGUAAGGAAGGCCUGGCCCUACGUCAAUGCUGGUGAAGAGACGCACGACGGGUAUACGCGUUUUGUGAUAGACGCGCUCCGGUGCUGCGACGACCGGGGGCCCUUGCUGACGACGUGCGUCGAGCGCGCCCUUGCUUUGGAUUGCGCGGCGGCGCAGCAGGUUUUCGCGAUGGACGAGGACGCGGCCAAGGACGCGGCCGCGGACAAAGUCGUAUCCCGCCUCAUCGCCUACGUCGCCAAGACCUGCGUAUCAGAUGCCGACGCCGAGUUGCUGCUCCAGGCGACGCUCGGGCCCUGCCUGGCGACGCCGCGGGCGCAGACCGCGCCCUUCGUCGUCUUCGCCGCGGCCGCGCCGACGCCCACGAGGGCGGCGGCCUUCUGCCGGACGCUGUCGUCCCUCGUGAGCGACGAGGCGACGGCCGACGCGCGGCGGACCGCGGCCAUCGCCUACCUGAGCUCCUUCGUCUGCCGCGCGGCCGUCGUCGACGCGGGCCUCGUAGCUUUAGCGUGCGCGACGCUCUUCGAGCGGUGUCGACGGUGCCGCGAGCUCUUCGAAGCGGGCGACAAGCACCUCGCUGCUAAACGGCACGUCGACGCGGCGCGCGGGCUGCUUUAUGUGUUUGCGUUCCGCGGCGAGGAGAUUUUAGGAAGGCGCGGCUGGGACGCGCGCUGCGACGCGGUCUGCGCGCCGAAAAGCUGGGACGCGGCGUUGGGUAUCAGAGCGCCCGCGGCGCUCGACGCGCUGCGGGGCUGCCGCGCGCGGCUGCUGGGCGAGUUCGCGCGGGUGGCGGCGCGCGAGCCGCCCUUCCUGUCGCGCGCGGCGGCGGCGCGCGUGCGCGAGGCGCGCCGGGAUGCGACGGAGGCGGCGGACGACGGCCUCUUCUUCCCCUUCGACCCCUGCCGCCUGCCGCGGACGAAGGCCGCCGUCGCGGCGCUCUUCCGCGAGUGGGCCGCCGCCGAAGCCGAGGAGUCCUCCUCGUCCUCGUCGGACGACGAGUCGGGGUCGUCGGACGACGACGCGGCGCCGAUGAGCCUCGCGACGUCUCUCCACGAGCAGGACGAGGCCUGGUAGUAACUAGCAAGUUGUGUUAGGAGGAGGGGGUCGACGUGGGGGGGAAGAGCUA
Messenger RNA from Pelagomonas calceolata, 1743 nucleotides. NCBI's taxonomy places the organism in Eukaryota, Pelagophyceae, Pelagomonadales, Pelagomonadaceae. The record is from the annotation of a GenBank genome assembly.